CGUUGGCAUGUUGUGGCACCUCCACAAAUAGCUCUUAGGCCAGCCCUUCUUCCUUUCCACCCGCGUCGAGCACCAACUUCGGCACGCAGAACCACUCACAGAUAAGAUAAAACACUUGUACUCCUUACUUUCAACCUGUUAAAGAAUCAAACGCCAUCGAUUCCAGUUCCAGUCAGUCAGUUCGUGCCACAACACAUCGAAUCGGGAAGCUUCGCGCCAUGGGAUUAAAGCUGAAAUGGUUCCGAAGGCGACUCACCUUCGAAGGAAUUCCAUCCGCGCCGGAGCGGAGCACGCGCCGAAAGGAGCACAAUACCGGAAUUACCGUUAUCGGAGUUUAUCGGCAGAGCGUGAAUUAUGAAGACUACAUUGAACCGACGCGAUCAUCGUACAGCUGGGAACCGGCGAGUCAUCCCUUUGUGACCACGACCAUCAGAAAACCGGCCACGUCCGUACCAUUAGCAUCGACAUCUGCUGCUGCGACGACAACGACGACCCUUGAGAAACGCACCGCUUCACCAGAUAAGAUAGCGGCGGCUCCGAAGACGAAGAAGUCGUCAACACCAGCCAGAGAAACGCCUCCACAGCCGACCUACUCCCCUCCCAAACCCCCAGUUCGGAAGAGUCUGGUUAAAACAAAAUCCACCCCAAACAUAGCGACCGCGGCGGCGUCACUAGAACCGGUAACGCUGGAGGUGACCCGCUCCGUUGAGGUGCUCAACGAAGGUUCGGUCCCGCUGAGUCGGAGUCCCGCGGCCAGAUCUACAACAAUCGUUAGCAGGAAUUCCGACACCGAAAUCUACAACGAACGUAGCGUUGAUGUUGACGGCGAUUCGCUGGGUUCGUUUGGGAAGGUCAAGAGCACCACCAGGUCACCUCCACCGGAAAAGGAUAGUCCAGAGGCGGUACCCGAGGAGUUGUGGAAGCAGAAGCAGCCGGAGUUUUUCAACGAAAUUCUGCAGAAAGUAAACGGUUUGGCAGCAGCGUCCAAAUCCCCGGAACUCGAUCGGCCAGCAAAACCGAAAGAACCAGCGUUGGAGGAUGACGCCGAAUCGUUCAACGAUAUAUUCCAAAAGGUCAAAGCGCGACCUCGAAACCCUGCCGAUGGCCAGGAGUCUCCCAAGCCGGAACCCAUUGUCGAAGCAUUCCCCAUCAACCGGAAACGAUCGAUCGAGGACAUCUUCGAGCCACGGAAACCGGAACUGGUUCCAGAUGUUCUUAUAACCACAGCCCCGCAGAUCGUAGACCCCAACCCGUCUCCAAAACCCAUCAAAUCAAUCCUGAAGAAGCGAGCUCCUGGUCCACCACCAACCUCUCCCCAACCCGCACCACCAACGGUGACCAUGGAAAUCCCAACGCCACCCCCUCGAUCCAUUCGCAAGGAGGAACCAAUCCCGAUGAAACGAACCGUCAACGAAGACUCCGACGACGACGACUACGACACCUGGAACAUGGUCGAACGGCACCGAUCCUCGAUCAGCCAAACCGCCGCCCGUGUCGAUCCGGAAGUCGUGCGAAACGUCCCCACCAGUCUGCAGCUUCCGCGACAAUCCGUCCCAUCGGAACCGCCGCGAACGCUACGUGGCAUGCGAGACUACCACCACAAACAACAACAACCCAACGCCAGCAGCAGUGACGGUGGUGACGGUCUAUUUCUGGGAAGACACGCACGCGGCGCUCGUGACAGCGAAUCGACCCUUUCCGAAGCGUCCGCCUAACUAAUCUUAUCUAAUCGCGGCGACAGCAUUGUCUAGUGUUCAAGUGCAAAUAAAUGCUACUCACAAUG
This is a messenger RNA of Culex quinquefasciatus (southern house mosquito), 1783 nucleotides long. RefSeq names its product proteoglycan 4. The transcript has 4 exons. Bases 219 to 1715 code for a protein of 498 amino acids. NCBI's taxonomy places the organism in Eukaryota, Metazoa, Arthropoda, Insecta, Diptera, Culicidae. The record is from RefSeq and is a predicted model, not a curated record.